Molecule: messenger RNA, 819 nt
Organism: Gadus chalcogrammus (walleye pollock)
Lineage: Eukaryota; Metazoa; Chordata; Actinopteri; Gadiformes; Gadidae
Gene: rab42a
Product: RAB42, member RAS oncogene family a
Exons: 2
Coding region: 157-819 (220 amino acids)
Biological process (GO): Rab protein signal transduction
Cellular component (GO): Golgi membrane
Molecular function (GO): GTPase activity; GTP binding
Source: RefSeq, a predicted model, not a curated record
UGAUUGCAGCAUCAGCCCGCUCCGGUACCCAGAGCUGGGGCUACAGUUCACCGUCCUUACCAGAGGGAAAGUGGUAGCAUUCAGUGGCUUCAUGUAAACACAGUGCGUGCCGGGCUUUGUUUCAGUCUCGCUGGGUUACGUUGUUCUAGUCAUGCAAUGGAUAUUUUGUGGCAAUAUCAGUUUAGGAUCAUUUUACUGGGCGACUCCACGGUAGGGAAGUCAUCGUUGCUGAAGCGCUUCACGGACGGGAUAUACAGCGAUGUAGCGGAUCCCACAGUCGGUGUAGAUUUUUACGCUCGCUCGCUUGAUAUUGAACCAGGGAUUAAAAUUAAACUUCAGCUUUGGGAUACGGCUGGACAGGAACGAUUCAGGUCCAUCACCACCUCCUACUACCGCAACUCCGUGGGAGGCCUGCUGGUGUUCGACCUCACCAACCGCAAGGCCUUCGAGCACGUGCGGGAGUGGCACAAGGAGGUGAGCGAGCACAUCCUGCCCCACCACAUGGUCUUCAUCCUCAUCGGCCACAAGAGCGACCUGGCGUCAGACCGCAAGGUGAGCCGCGACGAGGCCGAGAGGCUGGCGGGCGACCUGGGCAUCCGCUACGUGGAGACCUCGGCCAAGUGCAACGUCAACGUGGACCGCGCCUUCGAGCUGCUGACGCGGGACAUCUACGAGCUGAUGAAGAUGGGCGAGAUCGUGACGCGGGACGGCUGGGACGGCGUGAAGAGCGGCCUCACCGCCAAGGCGCUCUACCCCGGCGAGGACGACGACGGCGUAGAGCUGGCCGCCGCCACCGCCGAAAGGGGCUGCAAUUGCUGA